AUGCAGCUCCAAUUUACCCUUCGAGCGCAGCUCGCUGCUCCAUUUCUCUCAGGCGCCAGUGGCACACGGUUAUUUUCUUCAACCACUCCAGGUCUCCUUAGGAAUGCUCCUGCGAAGCCUCGCACGCUCGAUCCACGAUGGCUCACGUUGAUCAAGCGGAGGAUUGGGAAGUGUAUGAUGUUUGGGCUGCAACCAGCACAGAUCGAUGAAGGGGGCAAAAUUCUAAACCAGUUGGCCAAAGAAUGGCGUGAAUUGAUUGCCGGCAGUGAGGGCUUCCUUACAGAUGCGAAGCGGCGUAGUCUGUUCCGCCAUGGUGUGGUCUGGGGAGAACAGCCUGCUGUUGGCCGAUUAGGAUAUAAUGGUCACGUCAACAAUGUUACUUACGUUCGAUAUGCCGAAACAGCUCGAGUGAACUGGACACGCAACAUUGGCAAUUAUAUCGACCCCGCAAACAAGAAAGAAUGGCUGAACAUGGUCGGCUCAACGGGAAUUGGUCUGAUUUUAAAGAGUAUCAAGGUGGACUACAAAUUUCCCAUGACAUCUCCCGACAAAAUCACAGUCUAUCACAAGCUGGUUCCAGACCCAUCUGGGCACCUCUCAUCCCAAUCAGCAUUCCAACUUCAAGUCAUGAUUCUAUCUGAAGCGCGCCAACGUCCUUCUGCUCGUUGCUAUGAGGAUAUCGUCCUGUAUGACUACAAGAAGAACCGCAAAACUGUCAACCUGCCGCCAUUUGUCACGGAUCAGUUCAAGUCUAUGUGGGAACUACAGGAAGCGGAGGCGGGGAGGUGGCAACAGCGAAUUGUGGAUAUCGAAGGUCGGGUUCGGACCCUUGAGGUCGAAAGCUGGGACCGGGCUGAUGCCGUUGAGAAUACUGGCUCUGCAUGA
Messenger RNA from Penicillium soppii, 885 nucleotides. RefSeq names its product thioesterase family protein. Bases 1 to 885 code for a protein of 294 amino acids. The record is from RefSeq and is a predicted model, not a curated record. The transcript is spliced from 4 exons. Gene Ontology annotation, molecular function: fatty acyl-CoA hydrolase activity. NCBI's taxonomy places the organism in Eukaryota, Fungi, Ascomycota, Eurotiomycetes, Eurotiales, Aspergillaceae.